AUGAGCAGCGGCGACGGCAAUCAGGCCGGCGGCGCGGGUCGAGGAGGAGGAGGGGGAGGAGGAGGAGGACCCGUGCCGUCUUCGGGAUUUCCGUCUGCCGGCCGGCCCAUGGGCAUGGGCGCGCCGCCGUCCACGUCAGGCUAUGCGAGCGCGCCUCCGCCUCCCAUGGGGAUGCGAGCCAUGCCCCCGCCAGAUCGUCUGGUCGUUCUGCCCCCCCCCCCUGUCCCUUCCAACCGUUCUCGUUCUCCCCCAACGUCUCCUGAUCAUCUCGUCAUCUCCCUCCUCGUCAUCGUCUCCUUCUCGUCUCCUGUCCGUCUUCUCAUCUCGUCGUACACCCCUUCUCUCUUCUCUCUCCUCCGUUUUGUCACCUCUCCGCACCUCCCCGCACCGUUCUCUCCUCCACCGUUCCUCACCGCGCCCCACUCCUUCCUCCGUGCCCUAAAGCACCGUCACAUCAGCUAG
Molecule: messenger RNA, 462 nt
Organism: Closterium sp. NIES-65
Lineage: Eukaryota; Viridiplantae; Streptophyta; Zygnematophyceae; Desmidiales; Closteriaceae
Source: the annotation of a GenBank genome assembly